AUGAUCAACACUCCUCUUACCGAAAAGCUCGGCCUGCGCGUGCCCCUCGUACAGGGUGGCAUGCAGUGGGUCGGCACGCCCGCUCUCGCCGCCGCCGUCAGCAAUGCCGGUGCUCUCGGAACCCUCACUGCCUUAACCCAGCCUUCGCCCGAGGCGCUCCGCAAGGCUAUCCGCGAGACCAAGUCGCUCAUCUCCGAGGACAUCCGCAAGGAGCGUGAGGGCAAGUACGGCUCGUUUGCCGUCAACAUCACCCUCCUCCCUUCCAUCAACCCUCCCGACUACGUCGGAUACGCCAAGGCGGCGCUCGAGGAGGGCGUCCGCAUCUUCGAAACCGCUGGCAACAACCCUGGCGAAGUCAUCAAGGUCGUCAAGGCGGCUGGCGCCUACGUGAUCCACAAGUGCACUGCCGUCCGCCACGCCCGCAGCGCCGAGCGCCUCGGUGCCGACAUGCUCUCGAUCGACGGAUUCGAGUGCGCCGGUCAUCCCGGUGAGGACGACAUCGGCGGUCUCGUUCUCAUGGCUAGGGCCGCUGAGGAGCUCAAGAUCCCCUUCAUCGCCUCGGGCGGUAUCGCCAACGGCCAGGGCCUUGCUUCUGCCCUCGCUCUCGGUGCCGUCGGCGCCAACAUGGGCACACGCUUCAUGUGCACCAAGGAGUCCGAGAUCCACGACAACAUCAAGCGUGCCAUCGUCGAGUCGGACGAGCGCAACACCACGCACAUCUUCCGCACCCUGCGCAACACUGCGCGUGUCUUCAAAGGAGCUGCUGGCGGGAGUGCAACCAAUGGAAGGGCCGCCAUCAACUUUGUAAGCUUGCACCUGGCCCUCUACUGCGUCGACCGGGCUGCGACACCUUUCCAGGGCCCUUUCAUUGGUGACGAGCCUCGGGAUUCAAACCGGUCUUCGUCGGAUCAGAGUACUGCCGGCGCCGUCACCGUCGAGCCGAGCACGGUCGAACAGCCCGGCCAUGAUCCAAACAAGCCGCCGGACCCGAAGCGCGCAAGCCAGGAGCGCGAGACCGAGCUGCAACGACAGGCUACCAAGGAAGGUGCCGUCGAGCUGCUCGGAACGCGCGAUCCAGACAGCUACGCGCUGCAGGAAGAGCAUCAGCGCAAGUGGAAUGCGUGGGGCCUGGCCAAGAGCUACCUGAACGACGAGAUCGACCACACGGCGGCUAAUGUGCCGCUGGCAUGGCAGGCGUUCCUGACGGGAAUGGUCGACAUGCUGCUCUACAGCCGCUCGCAGGUGUGGCUCGGCUUCCAGACGGGCAACAUGGUGCAGUUCUCGUCGAACAUCGCGCAGUUCAUCAUCCCCGGCGUCGAGAGACAGCCGCUGCUGACGCUGCUGCGCAUCCUCAGCGUCAUUGGCUUCUUCCUCGGCUCGCUCGUAGGCUUCCAGCUCGGUCGCCGCAUCGGCCACCAGAAGCGCAGCUGGCUCAUUCUCUCGAGCGUGAUCCAGAGCGCCUUCUUGUUUAGCGGCGCAGGCAUCCUGCUCAGCAGACCGAAGAACGAGCUGCCGUCGUUCGACUGGUACCCGGGCGUGAUCGUGCUGGUGGCCUUCUCCAUGGGCAUGCAGAGCAUUCUGGCGCAGAAGCUCGUCUCGCCAGCGUUUGCCACGACGGUGGCAUUCACGGCGACGCUCACCCAGAUCGCCUCCGACCCGUACCUCUUCCACCUGGUGCCGUCGGAGAAGACCAGGGGUCGUGAUCGCAGGAUGCUGGCUGUGCUGGCGCUGUGUGUCGGUGCGGGCGUUGGCGAGUCCUUGCUGCACACCAGCGCCAACCUCAGCGGCGGCAUCGCCAUCAGCGCCGGCUUCAAGCUCGUGCUUGCUCUUCUUUGGCUUGUGCCCGAAGGCAAGAAGAGCAACACGGCCAAAGCAUCCAAAGCCUAG
This is a messenger RNA of Moesziomyces antarcticus, 1887 nucleotides long. RefSeq names its product 2-nitropropane dioxygenase. NCBI's taxonomy places the organism in Eukaryota, Fungi, Basidiomycota, Ustilaginomycetes, Ustilaginales, Ustilaginaceae. Bases 1 to 1887 code for a protein of 628 amino acids. The record is from RefSeq and is a predicted model, not a curated record. Gene Ontology annotation, molecular function: nitronate monooxygenase activity. The transcript has 4 exons.